Molecule: messenger RNA, 943 nt
Organism: Cyclopterus lumpus (lumpfish)
Lineage: Eukaryota; Metazoa; Chordata; Actinopteri; Perciformes; Cyclopteridae
Gene: cenps
Product: centromere protein S
Exons: 5
Coding region: 89-454 (121 amino acids)
Biological process (GO): replication fork processing; resolution of meiotic recombination intermediates
Cellular component (GO): FANCM-MHF complex; Fanconi anaemia nuclear complex
Molecular function (GO): chromatin binding; protein heterodimerization activity
Source: RefSeq, a predicted model, not a curated record
CUGCGUCUUGUUUCUUCGGUCACACGUUAAUUCUGUGAGAAUCAUCCCAACUUUCUUACUCAAUUAAAGCCGCUGUCAUUGAAAGAAAAUGUCCGCUGACAACGACGAGACUCGGCAGAGGUUGAAGGCAGCAGUCCAUUAUGCGGUGGGUCGCAUGUGUCAGAAGACAGGGGAGGACCACCGGAGAGAGUUCGACCGACAAGUCAUCGCAGCGAUAGCUGAGACCACAUUCAGACAAUGCGAUAUAUUUGCUAAAGACCUGGAGGCCUUUGCCAGGCAUGCUAAAAGAAGCACGGUGUCUUCAGACGACGUAAAGCUCGUAGCCCGUCGUAGUACUGCACUGUCCAUCUACAUACAAAAUAAAAGUGAAGAACUGAACCAGGAGCAGAGGGAUUUGAAAAAGAAGAAUACUGGGAAGAGGAAGAGCAGAGACACGGAGGAGAGCAGAGAAUAAGGACAAGACACAGGCAGACCUGUAGUGUCUCACUUGUGCCCAACAUUCAAAUAAACAUUAAAGCUGACCAAUACAUGACGAUUAGUUAAGUGUCAACCGUGCCAGUCACUUUAUGGUAAUUAUGCAUUUUAACUAUCAAGGAUUCCACAGAAUUAAAUCUCAACACUUUCUGAAAAUUGAGGAAAUAACUUGACUUAGUCGUGGGUCCUGUUGAUGCAAUGUCAUCGUAGUGCAUUGACACUAGUAUGACAUACAAUAAAGAUGUGUAAUCGGAUUAUAAAGUACAAUGCUUUGUCAAAACUGCACAAACUCUGCAAAAUUAUAUACUUACCUUGUUUUCUUUUUCAAAUGAUCUACAUAUUUUACACUAGGAAAUUGCAAAUAUAGCUAGUCAGGCAAACUAUCCAUUAUGUACACCCAGUGCCCACUUUAUUAGGCACACCUGUAUAAUACAUUUAAUCCAAUAAAUCCUUCUGUUUACUUUUCUAA